AUGGCACUCGUCGCAGCAACAAACCCAAACCUUUACAGGUCCCGCUCCCGCAAACAAAGCACCGCGAGCAACAGCAGCAGACACAAGAGACCCGAAGUCCCCUGUCUCGGCUGCGACCUCAACUUCAACACCUACGCCGACAUGAUCUACCACCUAGAGUCGAUGACCUGCAUGUCCGGCCUCGACACCGUCUCCCUCAACAGUCUCGCCGCCCAGUGUCGAUACCAUAGGGACUUCGUCAACCCCGAGGCGAGGAUGGAGUUGUUGAAUGACAGCAUGGACUUCCCGACUCAUAUUGAUCGGCCGUUCUGGUGUCCUUGCUGUACGAGGGAUUUCCCGAGGUUGAGUGGGUUGUUUGAGCAUUGUGAGAGGCAUAGUAGUGAUCGACGCCAUAGGAGUGGGUCUAUUAGGAAGUUGCAGGAGUGGUUGGAUGAUGCUACCAGUCCGAGGUAG
Fulvia fulva is the source of this 453-nucleotide messenger RNA. RefSeq lists its product as uncharacterized. Bases 1 to 453 code for a protein of 150 amino acids. Lineage: Eukaryota; Fungi; Ascomycota; Dothideomycetes; Mycosphaerellales; Mycosphaerellaceae. The transcript has a single exon. The record is from RefSeq and is a predicted model, not a curated record.